GUAUGCCUCUUUUGACUGACGGGGGCCUAAAAUCGCAUUGACAGAUUAUUGACAGCGCGUCUUUCACCCUCGUCUUCGCGGUCCCGAGUCUUAUUACUUGUCCGUCUGCGCCAAGACAUCUUCUGUCAAUGGCUUAAUCUGUAGAGAACAUUCCUUUCCGACAGUAUUUAAGCUUCCUCAUUUAAGACCGGCAUUCCUUUCGCAAACGCGAAUCCCCUCUGUACAAGUGGAUUUAUUCCGUAAUCCUUGACACGUCUGAUCUUCACCUUUCCUCAUACAUUCUCGUAACACAUAAACACCAAUCCAUGAUUGCUCGGCCUACUUUCGCCGUCGGUCCGCGCCGGCUGGCUCUGCUGCUUUUUGCCCUCCUAUAUCUCGCAGCGCCAGCCGCUGCACAAAACUCGACGAGUGAUAACAUUCUGAAUGGCUUCGGCCAUGCGGGCGAACUCGUCGCCCAGCGCGCUGUCCUAGGCGCCAUCACCAUCGCUCUCGGCGUCUACCUCCUGCUUCUAGGCGAGCGGUUAUGGAAACUCACCCUCUUCUGCGCCGGGUUCUUCAUCACCGCCCUCGCUGGCUACCUCAUCCUCGUCAACGUCGAGCCCUCCAGCGGCUACCCCAACCACUCCACCACCAUCCUCCUCGGGUCCCUCGCCUGCGGCGUCGUCGGCGGCGGCCUCGCCAUCUGUCUCUGGCGUCUCGGCAUCGUCUUCCUCGGCGCCGGCGCUGGCUUCCUAUUCGGGAUGUUCCUCCUCUCCUGGCAAAGCGGGGGCAUCAUCGACUCAUCAAAUGGUCGUAUCAUCCUUUUGGCCAUCACCACCGGCCUCGGGUUGUUUGCGGCGGGCUUCUUGCAGAAACGGGCAUUGAUUGUUGCGACGAGUAUCGCGGGGGCUUAUAGUUUGAUGUUUGGCAUUGACUGUUUUGUGAGGACGGGGCUUGUGGAGAGUUUUGGCGCGUUUCUGGUCAAGCCGGAGAAUUAUAGUCAUACGAGUUUCGUAUUGACUUGGCAAGUAGGCCUCAUGCUCGGCUCGAUGGUGCUCAUCGCCUUCAUCGGCACGGUAAUACAAUGGAAGUUCACCAAAAGCAGAGGAUGGUGAACGGACAAUGUUUCGUCUGGUGGGGGAAUAACCCUCCCACCGCUCACUACCCUCGUAACAAUCGCACACGUCUUCAGAACAUGCUUUCAGAACAGAACCCGUAUCAUCACCAACUUCACCCCAAUCUCUUACAGUAAUGCAUCGCAUCACACGGCAGGCUUUUUUCAAAGCAGCGCCACUCAGUACUUUCACUUCAACAAUCUACCUCAUAUUUCCUCUUCAGUGCUGAAAUCAGACCAUU
This is a messenger RNA of Fimicolochytrium jonesii, 1335 nucleotides long. RefSeq lists its product as uncharacterized. Lineage: Eukaryota; Fungi; Chytridiomycota; Chytridiomycetes; Spizellomycetales; Powellomycetaceae. The coding region runs from base 306 to 1094 and encodes 262 amino acids. The record is from RefSeq and is a predicted model, not a curated record. The transcript is spliced from 5 exons.